UAAAAUUCGCACGAUUUAAAACAUGUUCCUGUUUAAGAUCAGGCUCUUGUCAGUUUUCAAUUGGUUCGGAGUCUUGUUCAUCGAAGAUCGAGUAACCAAUCCCCUGCCUAUUUCAUCACACCUAUCUCCGUCGCCCGUCGUUGGGAUGCCAACUAACCCGACAACGGUGCGGUAAUAUCUCGACAAGGGAAGAUAUGGGCAACUUCGCUUUUCAUUUUCUGACUCUCUUUCUCCUCUUUUUCCGACCUCUUUUUGCUACUUCGAAUGUUUCGGAGCUUUUCGAAAUCUGGUGUACAGAGCAUGGGAAAUCGUAUUCAUCCGCCGAAGAAAAGCUAUACAGGCUCAGUGUGUUUGCCGAUAACUAUGAAUUUGUUACCCAUCACAACAAUUUGGGCAAUUCUUCUUAUACUCUUUCUCUAAAUUCUUAUGCUGAUCUUACCCACCAUGAGUUUAAGGUCUCUCGCUUGGGUUUUUCCCCUGCUUUGCGGAACUUCCGGCCGGUUCUGCCGCAAGAACCCUCUCUUCCACGGGACGUUCCCGAUUCGUUAGAUUGGAGGAAGAAAGGGGCGGUGACCGCUGUUAAGGAUCAAGGAAGCUGUGGUGCUUGUUGGUCCUUCUCAGCUACAGGAGCCAUUGAAGGGAUCAACCAGAUUAUGACAGGGUCUCUUAUUAGUGUCUCUGAACAGGAAUUAAUUGAUUGUGACAGAUCUUACAAUUCUGGCUGCGGAGGAGGAUUGAUGGAUUAUGCAUACCAAUUUGUGAUCAGUAACCAUGGGAUUGACACCGAGGAUGAUUAUCCUUAUCAAGGUCGUGAUGGAUCGUGCCGUAAGGACAAGCUGCAGAGGAAUGUUGUUACCAUUGAUGGCUAUACUGAUAUUCCUCCAAAUGAUGAGGGAAAAUUACUGCAAGCAGUAGCAGCUCAACCUGUUAGUGUUGGGAUAUGUGGCAGUGAGAGAGCCUUUCAAUUAUACUCGAAGGGAAUUUUCUCCGGUCCGUGUUCAACUUCUUUGGAUCAUGCUGUGUUGAUUGUAGGAUAUGGCUCAGAAAAUGGAGUUGAUUAUUGGAUUGUGAAGAACUCAUGGGGUAAAAGUUGGGGAAUGGAUGGUUACAUGCACAUGCAGCGCAACAGCGGCAAUUCGGAAGGCGUUUGUGGAAUUAACAAGCUUGCUUCAUAUCCAACUAAAACAAGUCCUAACCCUCCUCCCUCCCCUCCUCCAGGUCCAACAAAAUGUAGUAUUCUUACUAGCUGUGCUGCUGGGGAAACCUGUUGUUGUGCAAAGAAAUUCCUUGGCCUUUGUUUAUCAUGGAAAUGCUGUGGAUUGAGCUCUGCCGUAUGUUGCAAGGACGGUCGUCAUUGUUGCCCCUUUGAUUAUCCCAUUUGUGAUACUGACAGGAACCUAUGCCUUAAGCGAACGAUGAAUGGUACACGAAUGGAAGUACUUGAGAAUAGGAGUUCUUCCGGAUCAUCUGGUACUUGGAGCUCUUUCUAAGGUUUGGAUUCUAUGAAAUGGCUUCAUUUAUAGAACAAAUAAAGGCUGCCAUUUCUGUUACCACUUUGUUACCACCUUUUAGCUAUAUUUGAAGUCUAAAGAGGUUCAAUUUGAGAGGCUCCUUGAGUCGUUAUCAUGUCAAAUUCUAGUUUUUUAAGAAGUUCCUUAUGUCAUUAUCUUUCUUUUGUGGUCUAAGAAUUUCCAUUGAUUAGCCUUGGAGGCCUCUUAUCUUGGUCGAGGUUGUAGUUUUACCAAGUUCUGGCUCAUUAUUUUCUUCAAAUUUCUGAUCAGGUUGUUACCUUUCAAGUUCUUAAAGUUGUAUUAGAUUAUAUCUUUAAUAUUAUGGACCGAUUAGGAUCUA
Molecule: messenger RNA, 1851 nt
Organism: Cucumis melo (muskmelon)
Lineage: Eukaryota; Viridiplantae; Streptophyta; Magnoliopsida; Cucurbitales; Cucurbitaceae
Product: zingipain-2
Exons: 5
Coding region: 195-1490 (431 amino acids)
Cellular component (GO): lysosome
Molecular function (GO): cysteine-type endopeptidase activity
Source: RefSeq, a predicted model, not a curated record